UGAAGUCUCAGUUUCUACAGAAAACUUCAUCCUCUUCGUAGUCGGAGAUGAAAGUAAUUUGCAGGGUAGACAAGAACAAAACCUUUCUUCUUGGUCAUAUAUGCAGAUGAGAGGACAAAGUUUCCAAGUCCUUGAAAUGGAAAAACCGCAUAUUGAGACCCCAAAAUCUCCUUUCGCUUUCUCUUCUCAUCGUAAGUCGCAUCUCAAAAGCGAAACUUAUCAUACUCUUGUUCGAAUUUUAUCCCAAUGUUACAAACAUCCUGAACUCUGCGAACCGGCCCCACCCCCUCAGCAGCUAAGAACAGUUUUGGUGGCAGACGAUCAGAGUAAUGAACAGGGAGGAGCAUCUGAAAAAGUUGUGUGCGAGAACAUUGAAUUGGCCACCCCUAGUGAAAUGGAUCACAAUAAUUCCUCCACUCGCAAUAGUUUGUCGGUUAAUGACAAAUUUGACUCUGUUGGCUUACAUGAUAAUACGUUUAGUGACACUCAAUUGGUGAUUAGUGAGAUAGAGAACAUCAUGAGAAUAGAAGAAGGUGACCAUCGUUCUAAACAAAAUGAUGGUACUAACGAGACUGAUUUGCAAGAUCAAGGAUUUGGUGAGUUGCAGCACUUUCUAAUGGAUGAAUUAGAGCAUUUAAUGAAAGGGGAUGAAGAAGUUUCUAGUGAUAAAAAUUGCAAUUUCACGAUGACAUCAUUGGGUGGGAAUCUUAACCAGAGUCAUAGUGAAGCAGUUGCAUUAUCUAAUGACCGAGAACAUUUGGAUCUUCAAGCAAUUGUAAUGGAGGAAUGUGAGGUUACAGGUCAGCAACAAGUUGACAAAGGAUGCUCUAGUCGAAAGAUCCUUGAAAUCAUUGACUCAUCGUUAGAUACAAGUGUGGCUAGUGCUGUUUCAAAAUUGACAGAUAAUAGUGACGAUAGAACUUCUGUGUUGACGACUAAUGAAUUAGAAGCCAAUCAUGAAAUGCAGAAAAAAGACAUGGAAUCAGGGAAACCAGUUUGUACCAGUAUUACUGUGGGUUCUCCUAAUCAUGUCAUUGAAGAUGCUGAAGUAGAAGAGGGACAGGUUUCUGGUGAGUUUGAGGUCAAUGGAAAAUUAAUUGACGUGUUUUCUGAAGAUAUUGCAGCAUCCCAGGAGCAGAAGAAGCAACUUGCUGAAGAAGUUAGAAAUGAGAUGGUCCAUAAACGUAAAGUUGUUGUUUAUGAAGAUCCUAUAUUUGCUGAAGAGUCACAUGGAUUUAAGAAACAAAAGAAAGGUUCUGAAACCAAGGAGACAAAGAAGGGAAGCAGAACCAAGGGAAAGAAGAAAGGUAAUACUGGUUCUAAUAACUUGGGAUUGUCUGCCAAAAAAUCAGAUCAAAAUACAACUUUAAGCCAAGGAAUUAUACGUAAAGAGAAGCUGCCACAGGAUGCUGGUCUAUGCAAUAAGCAAAAGCGGGGAACUCCUUCCGAGCAAAAGAAAGUGAAGAAAAAGGAAGCAAAACGAAAGAAACGAGCACAAAAGAAUCGAGAACUUGGUGUCAAGAGGCUGAAACUACGUCCAGUAGAGAAACCAAAAACUGUGAUAUACUGUCGCCAUUACAUCAACGGGAGAUGCUAUGAGGGCGAAAAAUGCAAGUUUUCACAUGAUACAAUACCAGUGACAAAAUCCAUGCCCUGUUCUCAUUUUGUACAUCGCAUGUGCUUGAAAGGGGAUGAUUGUCCAUUUGACCAUGAGCUCUCCAAGUAUCCAUGUACUAAUUAUGUGACAACAGGUUCUUGCAGCAGAGGUGAGGGUUGCAUGUUUUCACACAAGUUACCUCUCAAGGAUGAUCUUCCAUCUAAUUCAAAUGCUUGCACUCCUGAACUGAAGCCUGCAUCCUUGAUGAGCAUUUCAAAUUGUAAGAAGCAACUUGAUAGUGGUGGAACUUCCCAUAACACCAUCAAAGCUUCUCCUGACAGUGUGGGAAAUAUUUCUCGGAAAAAUCCAGAACAAAAUUUAGCCAAGAGUGUUCCAAGUGCCCCUGUGCCAGUACCAAAAGGCAUUAGAUUUUUCUCUGCUGGAAAGUCAUGUGUUACUAAAUCUAAUCCUUCUGCACUGGGUGGUUCAGCUGUCACAAGGAAUGAAGGGUUCAAAGCUGGAUGUCAGACAGAUCAAAAUGCAUCUGGCACAGUUCAAAUUUCAAAUGAGAUUCCAAGGGGAACUCCAGCUGUUGUGACACCCAAGGGGAUAAAUUUCCUUUCCUUUGGCAAACCUCCAUCAGGAUUUUCCAGCACUAGGAAAUUAACAAGCAAUACUGGUGCUAAGUUAUCUUUACCAAACAAUUUUAGUGUGAUUAAGCGAUCUAUCUCACAUAUAAACUUGGGUAAUAGCAUCCAAGCUAGCAACGAAACGAGCCAAAGUGUGUCAAACACAUCUCCUUGGUUGAAUAAGAUGCUGCAAACUGAAUUUGCAAUGGAAACUCAGAAGUCAAAAAUUUUGUCAUUCGGAGAAUCUUCAACAGAUGGUCCCAAAAGUACUACACAAGGUAGCUUGCCCUCCAGUUCAGCCACAUGUGUUGGUAGAUCCGCUCAAGCAAGUGAAAUUGCACCCAACAAGUGUGAGAAUUCAAGUGCAAUUUCACAGGAACGAUCAAUUUCUCCACUUGGUUUAGGUCACUCUGCAGAUUACUCCGCACCUGCAUGCUUAAAAAACACACCAAAUUCAGUUCAGAAGGCACUGAUAUCAACUCUUGCAUUUGCGGCAAAGGUUGAAUCUGGAAUGAAGAUGAAGCAAUCCACCAAUGGUGCUAUUGCUGUUGAUAGUGGAGUUGGCAAGGAAACUGCUAUGGCCAAAGGUCCACAGAAUAACUCAGCAAAAGCAUAAAAAAAUUUGGAUUUAUAUCUAGUAUUGGCGGUAAAAUGACACAGUAAAUAGGAGCUUGGAACAUAACCUGAUAUAAGUUGUGCCGUAUGUGAGAAUCAUGGAGCUAAAUCUUAAGCUUUGGGCACCCGAAACACCUCACGAAAUAGAGAAGGCCAUUUCCUGGUCAUUUAGCAAUUGAUGGUUCAGUUUUACCCUUUCCAUCUGCAGCAUUGCUUGACAAGAUUCAGCUGGCUGCAGCAGCCUUGGCAGAUUCUCCGAUGGUAUCACUGCCGAAUCCUAGCUUAUUUCCAGACAACAUGGAAGUCUAUUUACCAGAGAACGUUGCUUUGCUUUCUGCUUCAUAAUGGAAGAAGUUGCCGUGGCUGUACAUAUUUUACACUGUUAGUUUGUCAAUCAAAUGCUCUAGCAACUAGCCAGGUUAACAUUAACAAAAAUCUCAUUCCUGGUCUGUCAUGAAAUUGUUCUGCUAAUAGCAGUAGGUUAUAUCAUGAACAUAUCUUAUAAAUAUUGGAUGAUAUUUAUUUUGAAUUGAAAUUUAGAAUUAAUUUUUAUUUAUUAUAA
Jatropha curcas is the source of this 3403-nucleotide messenger RNA. RefSeq names its product CCCH-type zinc finger family protein. Gene Ontology annotation, biological process: negative regulation of DNA-templated transcription. Gene Ontology annotation, molecular function: RNA binding; metal ion binding. The record is from RefSeq and is a predicted model, not a curated record. Gene Ontology annotation, cellular component: nucleus. NCBI's taxonomy places the organism in Eukaryota, Viridiplantae, Streptophyta, Magnoliopsida, Malpighiales, Euphorbiaceae.